Dioscorea cayenensis subsp. rotundata (Guinea yam) is the source of this 3080-nucleotide messenger RNA. RefSeq names its product putative pentatricopeptide repeat-containing protein At1g68930. The record is from RefSeq and is a predicted model, not a curated record. Gene Ontology annotation, molecular function: zinc ion binding; RNA binding; protein binding. Gene Ontology annotation, biological process: RNA modification. Lineage: Eukaryota; Viridiplantae; Streptophyta; Magnoliopsida; Dioscoreales; Dioscoreaceae. Bases 146 to 2377 code for a protein of 743 amino acids. The transcript has a single exon.
UUCUCACUUAUUACAAAGAGUCAUUUCACUGCAAAUGUAAAACCUCUUUUCUAAAAUUCAGGGGGACCAAAUCUUAAUUUCACUCUAAAAAGAGCCCAAACUAAAAAAACUAACUUUUGCUUGCUUUUUUCUUCUUCUUCCCGCCAUGGCCUCUCUCUCAAACCACUAUUCCAAGCUCCUCAAGCUCUGCUCUGAAUCCAAGAACCAAAACCAUCUCAAGAAACUCCAUUGCCUUAUCAUCAAAGCCUUCCAAUUCAAGGACACCUUCCUCUCCAACAACCUCAUCACCUCCUAUUGCAAAGCCGGUCACUUUCUCUAUGCCCGCAAAGUGUUCGACCGAAUUCCCCAACCAAACCUUUUCUCUUUUAAUGCCAUUCUCUCGGUUUACUCUAAGUCCGGUCGACUUUCCGAUAUGGUUGAGAUAUUUAAAUGUAUGCCUUUAAAGGACGGUGUUUCGUGGAAUUUGCUUAUCUCAGGUUAUGCGUGCCGUGGAUCUUUAGGUGAUGCCGUUGGGGCUUACCGUCUUAUGUUGAGAGAAGCCCGAGUGGCUCCUAACCGGAUCACGUUCUCGACUCUGCUUAUAUUGGCUUCUUCGUCAUCUUUGAUAUGCUUGGGAAGGCAAUUUCAUUGCCAAAUUGUAAAGUAUGGGUUUGGUUCUUAUGUAUUUGUAGGUAGUCCUUUGGUGGAUAUGUACUCAAAGGCGGGAUUUGUGCGUGAAGCUAAACAGGUUUUCGAUGAAUUGGAGGAGAAGAAUGUUGUCGUGUAUAAUACUAUGAUUACAGGUUUCCUUAGGUGUGGUUUGGUUGAGGAUUCAAAACGGUUGUUUAGAGGAAUGGUUGAGAGGGAUUCAAUUUCGUGGACGACGAUGGUGACCGGUCUUGCUCAAAAUGGGUUGGAAGAGGAAGCGAUUGGUGUGUUUAGAGAGAUGAGACUCGAAGGUGUCGGCAUUGAUCAGUAUACGUUUGGAAGUGUGUUGACUGCUUGUGGUGGUCUGUUGGCACUGGAACAAGGCAAACAGAUUCAUGCUUUUAUAAUCAGGACUUGCUACGAUGACAAUAUCUUUGUCGGCAGUGCUCUAGUUGAUAUGUAUUCAAAGUGCAGGUUCUUAAGGUCCGCAGAAAUAGUUUUCAGUCAAAUGCCACAUAAAAACAUUGUUUCUUGGACAGCGAUGAUAGUGGGUUAUGGUCAGAAUGGUUAUAGUGAGGAAGCCGUGAGAAUUUUCUGCGAAAUGCAGAGGAAUGGCGUUGAUCCAGAUGAUUUUACACUUGGAAGUGUGAUCAGUUCUUGUGCGAAUCUCGCAAGCUUGGAAGAAGGUGCACAAUUUCACUGUCAAGCUAUAGUUUCAGGACUUAUUUCAUUCAUUACUGUAUCGAAUGCCAUUGUUACUCUGUAUGGUAAAUGUGGAAGCAUCGAAGAGUCACACCAGUUAUUCAAUGAAAUGCUCAUAAGGGAUCAGGUUUCAUGGACAGCGCUAGUGUCAGGCUAUGCACAGUUUGGGAAAGCAAAAGAAACAAUUGAAUUGUUUGAGAGGAUGUUAGAUCAUGGAGUGAAGCCGGAUGGAGUCACAUUCAUCGGUGUUCUUUCUGCUUGUAGUAGAGCAGGGCUACUGGAGAAAGGACGUAGCUACUUCAAGUCCAUGGUUGAUGAUCAUGGUAUUGUCCCGAUGGCCGAUCAUUAUACAUGUAUGAUUGAUCUAUUUAGCAGAUCAGGAAAGUUAAAGGAUGCCGAAAAUUUUAUAAAGGAGAUGCCAUGUCGCCCUGAUGCGAUAGGAUGGGCGACACUGUUAAGUUCAUGCAGAGUUCACAAGAACAUGGAAAUUGGAAAAUGGGCGGCCGAAUCUUUACUCCAAUUGGACCCACAAAACCCUGCUAGCUAUGUGUUACUUUCAAGUAUGCAUGCUUUGCGAGGAGAAUGGAAUGAGGUAGCAAAGUUGCGGCGAGGGAUGAGAGAUAAGAGGGUGAAGAAGGAACCCGGUUGCAGUUGGAUCAAGUACAAUAAUAAGGUUCAUAUUUUCUCAGCUGAUGAUCAAUCUCACCCGGAUUCAGAUAAGAUAUAUGCUGAACUAGAGAAACUCAAUUCUAAGAUGAUCGAAGAAGGAUACAAACCAGACAUGGCUUCGGUUCUGCAUGAUGUAACUGAGGCUGAUAAGCUAGACAUGCUUAGCCACCACAGUGAGAAGCUUGCUAUCACGUUUGGAUUACUUGUUAUACCUCAAGGUUUGCCAAUAAGAGUGGUUAAGAACCUACGGGUUUGCAGUGAUUGUCAUAAUGCAACCAAGUUUAUAUCGAAGAUAGCCGGAAGGGAGAUUCUUGUUAGAGAUGCUGUUCGGUUCCAUAAAUUCAGCAAUGGCAUUUGUUCCUGUGGAGAUUUUUGGUGAUGCUUUUUUUUUCCUGAGAUCUGUUCAGACACUAAUUGGGAUUUCAUCGAUGCAAUUGUUGGUUUCUGCCGACAAUAAUAUUUCUGAAAGAAAGUAACCAAUGAGUACAAGUUUGAAAGGAAGAUUCUUGAGACUUUGUUCUUGUUGAUGUGUCCAAACACUGAUCGGGAUUUCGGCGAUGAAAAUUGUUGGUUUCUGCUGAUUAUACCAUUCCUGAGAAGCAAGUGAUCAAUCAGCAGAAGCUACUUUUUUUUUUUAAAGAUUGGGUCUAUGCUGAGAUCAUCAAAUGUUUCUCUAUGGAUUUUUCUUUCGAAAGCCGGCAUUUAGCAUCAAUCGCUUUCCAGGAAAUUACAGAAAGGGAUUGGCUGGUUUAUGUAGUCCAAAAAAAUAUUACUAUCAGAAACACACAGAGAAAGGACAAAUGUAGCAUCAAACAUAUCUGCAGUUUUCUAACGAAACGAGAAAUUCAAUCCAUGAAAAUUUUGUCGACAUAGUUGUAUAAGGUCAGGGCAAGAAAUUUUUCAGAGUUGUUGAUGAGUCAAUACGAUGAAGAAUGUUUUCUAUUGUAUGUUUGUGCAUGUAGUGCCUGGUUUUUUUCGAACCGGGCUGGCAUCUUUUGGCAUUGCAUCUCUGUCUAUGGAUUGACUAUGUAACAUCUAACUGAUGUUUUCCCCCAAUGAAUGGAAGAAUUCGGUUUGUAACU